Molecule: messenger RNA, 927 nt
Organism: Paraphaeosphaeria sporulosa
Lineage: Eukaryota; Fungi; Ascomycota; Dothideomycetes; Pleosporales; Didymosphaeriaceae
Exons: 1
Coding region: 1-927 (308 amino acids)
Source: RefSeq, a predicted model, not a curated record
AUGGCCGUGGAGCGCAAGUAUGACAACGAUCAUAUUAAACAGUCCCUGAAACAAAUUAACCCGGAAUCUUGGCUUGUUGGAAGCUUAAUAUUGCGCCGAUUACCAUAUUUUUCAGAGAAUGCUGUCUGGAACGACAGCGACGAUAACUCAAGCUACGAGUUGAAACAAGCGCCCAAUCUCUAUGACUGGACGGCCAUGGAACUGGACAGCCCCUACAUUACACUCAUCCACGAAGCUGGGGAUGCUUCCGCAGUCUGGUCUAUUGGCAACAAUGCCUUUUGCAAAGUCAAGUAUAUUGAGAGGGGCGUCACGCCUGAAUCAGUCACUUUGAACUUUGUUCAAGAGCAGAGGCCUAGUUUCAGGACGCCCAAGGUAUUACACUACUUCGUUGAUAAGGACCGGUCAUACCUUUUCCUUGAGAGACUACCAGGUCGAACGCUUGCCGAGGCUUGGCCAAGUCUGAGCAUGGAAUGGCGGCGCUCUUACGUAUCUGCUGUGGUGCGUAUCUGCAAGGAGAUGGCGGAGUGGGAGGGGAAGAUGCUCUCCGGCGUCGACGGCCAAGGUAUUCCAGAGUACUACCUCCAACCCCGCGGCGUCGACGACUUCACCUCACUUCAAGAAACAUGCGCUACAAUUGGGAUGGACUGUUCUACUUUCUUUUUCUAUCAUGCCGACCUUGGACCUUGUAAUAUCAUCGUUGAAGAUGAGCCAGAACGUGGGACAAUUGGGAUCAUAGACUUUGAGAUUGCAGGCUACUUUCCGCGCGGGUGGAUCAGAACGAAGUUCCGCAUAUCGAGUGGCAUGAACUUGCCCCCAUCAAGCAAGCAAGAAGACCCAUUAUGGUGGAGGAGACAGGUUCAGAUGGAACUCGGGGUAGAUGGGUUUGAAGAUUUCACUGAGGAGUGGCAGGCAUGGUUGGCAGGAUAG